GUUUGACAUUUUGUUUUGACAUGUCAGUUAUUUAACUUUUUUAUUAGCGUGUUUUUGCAACUUCGCCUAAGGAAAAAUGGCUGCGUUAAAAACCGAAAUUCCGGAGGAACAAGAAAACGAGAAGGAUCAAGACGAUGUCGAAGAUGAAAUAGAAUCCGGGCGCACCGACGUAACUAAAAAAAAGAAAAAGAAAAAGAAGAAAAAAACCAAUGUGAUCCUCGAUGAGGCGAACGCUACCAGUGAUACCAAUAAAUCCGGUGGAGAUGCUUUAGAAGAAGCUCCCGCAGAGAACGGUGAAGUUGAAAAUGACGGCGAAGGCGAGAAGAAGAAGAAAAAGCGCAACCGAAAGAAAGGUGGCAAACCGAAACAAACCGAUCCUCCUUCGAUUGCCAUUGCCGAACUAUUCCCGGACGGGGUAUACCCCCUCGGAGAAAUCCAGGAAUAUCCAAUCAUCGGCAAAGAUGACCGAUCAGCCAAGGAUAGGAUCACCUCCGAAGAAAAACGAGCCCUCGAUCGCAUGCACAAUGACAUCUAUAACGAAGUGAGAUUGGCUGCGGAAGCGCAUAGACAGACGAGACAACACAUUCAAAGAUUCAUAAAACCCGGCAUGACCAUGAUCGAAAUCUGCGAAGAACUUGAGAACACGGCCAGGAAACUUAUAGCCGAAAACGGUUUGAAGGCCGGUUUGGCCUUCCCUACGGGCUGUUCGAAGAAUCACUGCGCCGCCCAUUACACUCCGAACGCCGGUGAUAAGACAGUCUUCGAAUACGACGAUGUGGUGAAAAUCGAUUUCGGUACUCACAUCAACGGGAGGAUUAUCGAUUGCGCGUUUACGCACACCUUUAAUCCCAAAUACGAUAAAUUAGUGGAGGCCGUAAGAGACGCUACUAAUACUGGAAUCAGAGCAGCAGGAAUUGACGUGAAACUCUGUGAUAUCGGUGAGCAGAUACAAGAAGUCAUGGAAUCGUACGAGGUGGAGUUAGACGGGAAAACGUACCAGGUUAAAUCCAUUCGUAAUUUGAAUGGACAUUCGAUUUCUCCUUAUAGAAUACACGCAGGGAAGACCGUGCCGAUUGUUAAAGGUGGCGAAGCCACUGUGAUGGAAGAGAAUGAGUUUUACGCUAUUGAAACGUUCGGUUCUACAGGUAGAGGCGUUGUACACGAUGAUAUGGAAUGUUCUCACUACAUGAAGAAUUUCGACGUGCCAUAUGUGCCAUUGCGUUUGCAAUCUUCAAAAGGCCUUUUAAAUGUCAUAAACAAAAACUUUGGAACCUUAGCGUUCUGCAAGAGGUGGUUGGAUAGAGCUGGUGCGACGAAGUACCAAAUGGCUUUGAAGGAUUUGUGCGAUAAAGGUAUCGUGGACGAUUACCCGCCGCUUUGCGACAUCAAAGGAUGCUACACGGCUCAAUUCGAGCACACCAUUAUGCUUCGACCGACUUGCAAGGAAGUGGUUUCCCGAGGAGACGAUUAUUAGAAUGGUUUUUUUAUUGUAAAUUUUUGAGUUUUGUUACAAACUGUACUUUUUCCAUUUCUUUUGGCCGAUUUGUUUGUAAAUUGAUACGAUUAAAGCGCAUGAAAUUAUGAAACUAGUGUACAAAUCGAAUUCCUAUUACACCCACUGCCUAUUUUGCCU
This is a messenger RNA of Phyllotreta striolata, 1633 nucleotides long. NCBI's taxonomy places the organism in Eukaryota, Metazoa, Arthropoda, Insecta, Coleoptera, Chrysomelidae. The record is from the annotation of a GenBank genome assembly.